Sinocyclocheilus anshuiensis is the source of this 1486-nucleotide messenger RNA. RefSeq names its product codanin-1-like. Gene Ontology annotation, cellular component: nucleus. The record is from RefSeq and is a predicted model, not a curated record. Gene Ontology annotation, biological process: chromatin organization. Bases 361 to 873 code for a protein of 170 amino acids. Lineage: Eukaryota; Metazoa; Chordata; Actinopteri; Cypriniformes; Cyprinidae. The transcript is spliced from 8 exons.
AGCUAAACGAUUCUAUCUGCGCUCAGCUGUGUGACUCAGGCAUGCAGGGUCUAGAGAGAGCAACCAGGUUUUGCAGUGAGAUUGCCCCUGGAGCUGUCAGAGUACUACUUCCUCUGGAGACCUCUCCUUCUGAUCUGAAAUAUGCAUGUUGGAAUUUAUCCCUCAGCACUGCUGAAGAUGGAGUGGAAGAGUGCGUUUGAGAGGGUGAUGAAGAGUGAGCCCUCAUCCGUAAGUUUGGAUGCUGAAGAGGGCGAUUGAUCAAGCAGGAUUCAGCAGGUCCAGAGGAGUUCCUCAGGGCUCAGUGCUGGGUCCUCUUGUGUUUCAGACUGCACCCAUAAAGUUCCACUGGGAUCUGAAGUCAUGAUUGAAAUAAAGGAGUUUCUGAGUGUUGCUGUAGGACCCAGAUCUGAUGAAGAGGUUUUCAAUGUUCAUCAGAUUGAGUCUUUGCUAGACAGAGUGGGACAAACACUUGGAUGCAGAAAACUCCUCUCUCCCGUGGUUGAGCAGAUGUUGUUGCAUUGUACUGUUCAGUUGGCCUGCAAACUUGUAUCUGGGGAGCUGCCUCUAGUGUCCUCAGCCGAGGGUAACAAGAGACUCGCUCUUCUGGAAAAGUUUGUAGUUCUGUGGGCUCAGACUCCCUCUCCACCUCUGCACCUUCUCCUCAGUGAACCCACUUUGACUGCUAUUUUUAGUGCCACAGAUAGUGAGAGGACUGACUACCUGUUCCUGAUAAGACAGCUAAUAGAGAGGGGUCUUUUAGGAGAGGAGGAUUUGGGCACCAACUGGCCAAAGUUGUCAGCGUUAUCUUGGCCAGAGGAGUCUUCACUGCCUUCACUGCCAAACCACAGGGACAUACUGCAGGUCUCUCAAUGACCACUAGGGGGACGCAUGAGUCUACAUUACCAACUGUACACAUGAAUCCCAGCCAAACACUAUUGUAUUAACAGCAGUGAUGCAUAUUUGAAGAAAAGAAAUAAUGUUUAAACCUACAAAAUAUAGGAUUUAAAAAAUAUUUUAAAGUCUGAUUUAUUGUUAGUUGCAAGGAGAAUAUUUGCUGCUGAAGAAUGUUGAGUUGAUAAGAUUGUUAUUGACAGUUUAUAAACCUUUAAAACACAUUUUGUGGGGACAUUUUAGCAGGGCUUUGCCAGUUUUCACUUAUACUGCCUCACAAUAGAACAGGAUAAAGACCAUUCACUGUGCUGUUUAUUUGUUUUAAGUGUGUGUAAAUGUUUUUUUGCUUGUUUGUUGGUGAGUAUGUCUGUCUGUAUGUUUCUUAGUAUAUAUUUGCGGAAAGUUUGCAAUUUGUUCAUGUUGGACAGUGUUUUCAUCUUUUUAAUGCUAAACCUAUCUAAUGUAAUAAAAUGUAAUUUUGUGAAUAUGUGUAAGUAUCUCUCAUGUGUUCUUUCAUGUAGCUCAGCUGGAGUCCAUAUACAAGGCUGCACUUCUGACAAAUUUCAUGGGAAUUGACCAUUUUAAAAUGGAAAUC